AUGCAGCAAGCGCAGAAGAUAAAGAGGACAAAGAAGAGGAGGAUAAAAAGAAGGAUAAAGAUGGAUAUAGAGCAGCAGUUGAAAGCGUUAGUAGGCGAAAAGGCCGAAUUUCGGGGCGUACAGAGACCAGCAUUAAAGGCUAUUAUGCACUAUAAGAGCCCGGUAGUUGCUAUUAUAGGCACAGGUAGAGGCAAGAGCGUGUUGUUUAUAUUGCCAGCAUUAUGUUCAACAGGUGUAACAGUAGUAGUUGUGCUAUUGGUGUCGUUGCGGGAGGAUAUAAAAAGCUGUUGCAACAAAGCCGGCAUCGGUUGCGCGCAGGUCGUGUUGGUCACGCCGGAGUCGGCGGUUGGGGAGGCAUUUGGCAAUUUUAUCAACCGACAGCGGUCGAUGGGACGGUUGGACCGGAUUAUAAUUGAUAAAUGCCACGUAAUUUUAGAUUUAGUAGGCGGGUGGAGGAGCAGGAUAUUGGCGUUAAGGAAUUUAGUUAUAAUAGAAACGCAGUUAGAAGAGGACGCAGUUGUUAAGUUAGUAGAGAGUUUAAAGCAGAAGCACGCGGGGGGGCAGGUAAUUAUGUAUUGCAACACGGUAAAGAAGACAAUUCGAUUAGCAGAAGUUUUAGAGUGCGUUUAUUUCCACCAAAACGUAGGAAGCAGCAAGGAGAAGAGCGAGUUAGUAAAGCAGUUAACUAAAGGGCAACAGCAGGUGUUCACGGCCACAAACGUAUUAGGGUUGGGCAUUAAUGCGCCAAUAAUUCGAGCGAAUGCGAAGAGGGGGAACAGAGAUAUUAGCGAUAUCGAGCGCGUUUAG
Molecule: messenger RNA, 807 nt
Organism: Mytilinidion resinicola
Lineage: Eukaryota; Fungi; Ascomycota; Dothideomycetes; Mytilinidiales; Mytilinidiaceae
Exons: 5
Coding region: 1-807 (268 amino acids)
Biological process (GO): double-strand break repair via homologous recombination
Cellular component (GO): chromosome; cytoplasm
Molecular function (GO): four-way junction helicase activity; 3'-5' DNA helicase activity
Source: RefSeq, a predicted model, not a curated record